GAUUUUUCUUCUCGAGUCCCUGGCAUUUACACUUGCCCAUAUCUUGGGCCGGGCCCAAGAAUCGCUUAGCUCCAUAGAGAAAACAUCGGAUCCAGUACUGUUUCACGGACGCAAAAUUCUGCCAUUUUAUCGACUAUCCGGAGUGGCAGCUGCCUCCGUAUUGGAAAACCUCAGAUAAUGGCGGGCGGCGCCAUCACAGUUUUAAAUUCUGUUGUCACAAGUAGUUUGGUCUCUUCAUUUUUAUCUGCUUCCAGUUACCGGGGGAACUUAAUUACUCCUAUCAACCUCGUGCGCACGUUAGCCUUCACCGCCCUAUUCAAGAAUACUCGCCGUCACCAGACCUUCAAUAACAGAAACAGAAGCUUCAGCUGUGAAUCCUCUGCUGCUACAGAUAUCAGUUCAACUUCUUCCACUUCUCUCUCCAAUAAUGGCUACCCGAUAUAUAGCCGCCUUCUUCCAUGCCCCUCCCAUAAUGGGCCUCCAAGGGUGGAACACUUGGUUGUUUCAGAAGGAGGGUCUGUUUUAGAGUAUAUUUGUCAAGCUUUGAGUCUUCCUCCCUUGUUUGUUGCAGAUCUAAUUCACUUUGGAGCAGUAUUUUAUGCUCUUGUAUGCCCAGACCCUCCUCCGAAUGCCACGCCUGAGCAAAUCAAAGUGUACAAGGAAGUUACGAAUCCAUCAGUUCUGAGAACAAGAGCAUCUAUUAAAGGGAAAACUAUACGAGAAGCACAAAAAACUUUUCGCAUAACACGCAUUGAUGAAUUUGUUGAAGCUGGAACUUACUUACGAGUGCAUGUACACCCAAAACGCUUUCCAAGGUGCUAUGAAAUUGACUGGAGAUCUAGAAUCAUUGCUGUGACUGAUUCCUACGUUGUUCUGGACAAACCUGCUGGUACAUCUGUCGGAGGAACUACGGACAAUAUUGAAGAAAGUUGUGUGACAUUUGCUUCGCGUGCCUUAGGAUUGGAUGCUCCAUUGAGGACUACCCACCAGAUUGAUAACUGUACAGAGGGCUGCGUCGUGCUAUCAAGAACAAAAGAGUACUGCUCAGUUUUUCAUGGAAAAAUAAGGGAGAAAAAGGUGAAGAAGCUUUAUCUUGCUCUUGCUGCUGAUCCUGUGUCAAUUGGAGUAAUUACACACUACAUGCGUCCAAUUAAUAUUGCACCUCGACUUGUUUCUGAAGUCAAACCUGAUGUGGUCCAACCAGAUUUCGUUAAAGGAUGGUAUUUGUGCCGACUUGAGGUCUUGGAAUGCAAGAAGGUUCCAUGGCCAGAUGCUUUAACUGAAAAGAAAUAUAGUAUCGAAGAUUGUGGAUGGCCUGGUAAAGACUUUGCAUACGAAUGUAAAAUUGACCUUUUGACAGGUCGAACGCAUCAGAUUCGGGCACAAUUGGCUGCUUGUGGUGCCCCAUUAGUGGGCGACUCCAUGUAUAUGCCAGCUGCAAUUGCUGAGAUGCGCAAACCAGGGCUUAAUCCAUUUGGCAAGUACAAAAAAGCAUAUGCCACUGAGAAUGAUAAAGAACUGCAUGUUGAAGAGUGGAUUGCAUGCCAUGGAAAGGAACCUAGCGUUGCUAUUGGUCUCCAGGCAUGUCAGAUUUCGUGGGAUGAGGGAGAGCACGUUUAUGAGGCUAGAUCUCCAUGGUGGAGGUAGAUAGCUAGAUGCAUCAGCUUUACCAGAGUACUUGACAAAAUUGAUAGUAUUCUCUUGCUUAAGCACAGCAGAACAGCAGGUCCAUAACAUCAGAUAUUCAGCAGUCCAAUAGAAAAAAAGCCUCUUCGGUGGUUGCAGCAGCUGAUUCACCCUCUGCAGAACUAGCACCAGCUUGGGUUCUUAUCAGAACCCUUCUCUUCCCAAACCCCAAAUUUUUAUAACAUAUAGAAGGAUAAAAUCCUGAAAAUAAUCAACAAAUUGGAGAGACGAACAUAGAAAUUGGGAAUUAUAUUGUCCUUAUCUGCUGUACCAUUUUCUGUAAUAAUUAUUGGUAUGUUAUUGAAUAUUUCUUAUAAAUA
Olea europaea var. sylvestris is the source of this 2006-nucleotide messenger RNA. RefSeq names its product RNA pseudouridine synthase 6, chloroplastic. Bases 178 to 1647 code for a protein of 489 amino acids. The transcript has 10 exons. NCBI's taxonomy places the organism in Eukaryota, Viridiplantae, Streptophyta, Magnoliopsida, Lamiales, Oleaceae. Gene Ontology annotation, biological process: pseudouridine synthesis. Gene Ontology annotation, molecular function: pseudouridine synthase activity; RNA binding. The record is from RefSeq and is a predicted model, not a curated record.